ACCGAGCUUCACUACUUCUCCACGUCAAAACACUUGCGUCGCUGGUUUGCAUUAAUUUUCAUAGCUGGUUUCUACUGGGAAACAUGCAUAUUCUUCAUGGCAGCCGAUAACUCCUAUAUCGACGGAAUAAUUGAACAAACUCUUCAAAAAUCCUAUGGUUUUAAUUUAAGUAAUGUGACAUACGUGGCAGCAGUUUAUGAAAUUGAGGAAAAUGGAGUUUCGGAUUGGAAUCUAAAGGGAAUUUAUAUGGGAAUAUCAUUUUUUACAAUUAUUAUUUCAACUAUGAUAACGUGUUAUGUUUGUAUGUGGAAGAUUGGGGAAAAGGUGCAGUUGUUUAGGCAUUCGAUGAUUUAUAAUGAAGUGCAACAGGAAUUAUUCAAGGCACAGUGUAUUCAGGU
Messenger RNA from Caenorhabditis elegans, 398 nucleotides. The record is from the annotation of a RefSeq genome assembly. NCBI's taxonomy places the organism in Eukaryota, Metazoa, Nematoda, Chromadorea, Rhabditida, Rhabditidae.